CACAAAGCCCCAUCAAAGCUGGAAAGUUUAGUUGGAUAUAGAAACUUGAAAAACGUCAUUUGGUAUGUUUUGGAAUUCAACAUAAAAUGAGGGUAUAUUAGACAUUAAACAUAAAAGAGGCGUAUGUUAUGAAAUUUAGCCAAAAAUGCUUUGGUGAUAACUGCAAGGGAUGUGAAUGGUCCAAUUCCCCAAAAUGAGUUCACCGCGGCGAUUGCAGGCGCGUGCGUGCGUAAAUUCCUCGUCGGAGACUUCUCGAUCGGAUGUGCAACCGGAAAGUCUUGAAUCAUCUCUACUCCGCCUCGUCAAUGAUCAUCAGAGCUCCGCUAUACGACUGCGAGAACACACAGAGAAAUCGAAGAAAGAAGCGAUCAAGAGCGCGUCUCGCGUAUCAGAUCUGUUAGUGGAGGCUGUUAAUGGAGGCGUGGAAGAGUGUUUCGUGAACGAGAAGCGAAUCGAAGUCGAAAUCCGAGCAUUGAAGACUACCAUUAAGCGAUUUGCAAAACAGACUGAUCAGUGGCUUGCUUCUACUCAUGCUAUCAACAACGCUAUCAAGGAAAUAGGAGAUUUUGAGAACUGGAUGAAGACAAUGGAAUUAGAUUGUAAAAGCAUUGCUGCUGCUAUCUCCAACAUUCACCAGUCUUAAAUAGCGUGGUGUUGCCACAUCAUCUGGUACACUAUUUAUGACAUGGAAUUUUCCUUUAAUUCAAAUAGUUUUUUAUUUUUAAGUUGUGAUGUUUGAUAUAAAUUGUUUUAUGAGCAAGUUGUGUGAGAAGUUUGUAUGCUUUAAAACAUACAUUCUUACAAACAUGAUCCAUAUUUUUGCUUUUUUAAGUUUGUUACCUUAAAUUUUUGUUUUUAAUGUUAGGCCGGAGGGAGUUGUGCCAUCGAAACCGCACUCCCUCCCUCGCCACAUAAGCGUCAUGUCAUUUUUUUACCACACAAGUGCGGUUUCUUGCCACACCAAGGGGGGUGGUGCAAC
Molecule: messenger RNA, 979 nt
Organism: Lactuca saligna
Lineage: Eukaryota; Viridiplantae; Streptophyta; Magnoliopsida; Asterales; Asteraceae
Source: the annotation of a GenBank genome assembly